Nycticebus coucang (slow loris) is the source of this 7736-nucleotide messenger RNA. It is a transcript of the gene PLA2G4F, whose product is annotated as phospholipase A2 group IVF. The transcript is spliced from 20 exons. Lineage: Eukaryota; Metazoa; Chordata; Mammalia; Primates; Lorisidae. Gene Ontology annotation, cellular component: cytosol. Bases 76 to 2622 code for a protein of 848 amino acids. The record is from RefSeq and is a predicted model, not a curated record. Gene Ontology annotation, molecular function: calcium-dependent phospholipid binding; calcium ion binding. Gene Ontology annotation, biological process: glycerophospholipid catabolic process.
GCUACCUGUCACACCUGAGCUUUCAGUGUGUGUGGCCAACGAGCAGGGUGCCUGCUGGGGCCGGGGCUUCCAGCCAUGGUCUGGGCUCUCUGGCCAAGGUGGCUGGCAGGCAAAGGGCUGCCCCUUCUGGGAGCAGUGCCCUUGGGGAAGAGAGAGAAGAGGGACCAUCCACGGAGGCGUUGGCAGUGGGAAACUCACCCAUACUAUGAUCUCCAGGUGAAGGUGCUGAGGGCCAGAAAUAUCCAGCACACAGAUCUGUUGUCUAAAGCUGACUGCUAUGUGCAACUGUGGCUGCCCACGGCGUCCCCCAGGCCUGCCCAGACACGAACAGUGGCCAACUGCAGUGACCCCGAGUGGAACGAGACCUUCCACUACCAGAUCCAUGGUGCCCUGAAGAAUGUCCUGGAGCUCACCCUCUAUGACGAGGAUGUCCUGGGGAGUGACCAGCUCUCCCUGCUUCUGUUUGACCUGGGGAGCCUCAAGUGUGGCCAGCCCCACCGACACACCUUUGCCCUUGACCACCAGAAUCUGCAAGAGCUGCAGGUGGAGUUUGUUCUGGAGCAGAGCCAGGUGCCUGCGUCUGACGUCAUCUCCAAUGGGGUCCUGGUGGCUCACCCCUGUCUGAGAAUCCAGGGCACCCUCUGUGGAGAUGGGACAGCCCCACGUCGAGAGUAUGGCUCUAGGCAGCUCCAGUUGGCAGUGCCUGGGGCUUAUGAGAAGCUGCAGCUGUUGCCCCUACAGCCUCCCAAAGAACCAGGCCUCCCACCCACCUUUACCUUCCAUGUGAACCCAGUGCUGAGUUCCAGGCUGGAUGUGGAGCUGGUGGAAAAGCUCACGGUUCUGCAGAGUGGCCUGAACACAGAGCUGGAGGCUCAGACCAGCAGGCUGGGUGAGGGCAGCGUCCUGCUCUCCUCUCUGCCUGUGGGCCAGGAGGACCGGUGCUUCGUGGCCCUGGGGAAGGACCAGGAGGUGGCUCUGAGUGUGAAGGUGGAAAAGAGCUCUGGGGACCUGGACCUGCGCCUUGGCUUUGACCUCAGUGACGGGGAGCGGGAAUUUCUGGACAAAAGGAAGCAGAUUGUGUCCAAGGCCCUGCAGCAGGUGCUGGAAUUAAGCAAAGCUCCGGACAAUGGCCAGGUGCCUGUAGUAGCUCUGUUGGGUUCCGGGGGUGGAACCCGAGCUAUGUCUUCCCUGUACGGCAGCCUGGCAGGCCUGCAGGAGCUUGGCCUUCUGGACACUGUGACCUACCUGAGCGGGGUCUCUGGGUCCACCUGGUGUAUCUCCACACUGUACAAGGACCCAGCCUGGUCCCAGGUGGCCUUGCAGGGCCCCAUUGAGUAUGCUCAGGCUCGGGUCUGCAGCAGUAAGCUGGGGGCACUGUCCACAGAGCAGCUACAAUACUACACUCAGGAACUGGGGGUCUGGGAGCCCAGCAGCCGCAGUGUGUCCCUCAUUGACUUCUGGGGCCUCCUCAUCGAGUAUUUCCUGUAUCAGGAGGAAAACCCUGCCAAGCUGUCUGACCAGCAGCAGGCUGUCAGCCAGGGUCAGAACCCAUAUCCCAUCUACGCUUGUGUCAAUGUCCGCACCAACAUCAGUGCAGAAGAUUUUGCAGAGUGGUGUGAGUUCACCCCCUACGAGGUCGGCUUUCCCAAGUACGGGGCUUAUGUUCCCACUGAGCUCUUCGGCUCGGAGUUCUUCAUGGGACGACUGCUGCAGCUGCGGCCUGAGCCCCGGAUUUGCUAUCUGCAGGGAAUGUGGGGCAGCGCCUUUGCAGCCAGCCUGGAUGAGAUCUUCCUGAAGACUUCAGGCUCAGGCCUGGGCUUCCUGGAGUGCCACCGGGGCAGCGUCAACAUCGCAGACGACUGCCAGAAGCUCCAGCUACAUGACCCUGCACGGCUGCGGACGAGGCUCUUCACCCCACAAGGUCCCUUCUCCAGGGCUGUGCUGGACAUAUUCACCUCCCGCUUCACUUCUGCCCAGAACUCGAACUUCACUCGAGGCCUUUGCCUGCACAAGGACUACGUGGCUGGCAGGGAGUUUGUGGCCUGGAAAGACACACACCCAGAUGCCUUCCCCAACCAGCUCACCCCCAUGAGGGAGUGCCUGUACCUGGUGGAUGGAGGCUUUGCCAUCAACUCUCCGUUCCCACUGGCUCUGCUGCCCCAGAGAGCAGUGGACCUCAUUCUGUCCUUUGACUACUCCUUGACAGCCCCUUUUGAGGUCUUACAGAUGACCGAGAAGUACUGCCUGGACCGGGGAAUCCCCUUCCCUAGGAUAGAGGUGGGCCCUGAGGACUUGGAGGAACCCCGGGAGUGCUAUCUCUUUGCCAAGCCCAAUGACCCCUGCUCACCCAUCGUGCUGCACUUCCCUCUUGUCAAUCGUACCUUUCGAACACACCUGGCCCCAGGUGUGGAACGGCAAACAGCUGAGGAGAGGGCCUUUGGGGACUUUGUCAUCAAUGGGCCAGACACCCCCUAUGGCAUGAGGAACUUCACCUAUGAGCCCCAGGACUUUGAUAGGCUGGUGGCCCUGAGUCGAUACAACGUUCUGAACAAUGUGGAGACUGUGAAGAGUGCCCUCCGGCUGGCUCUGGACCGGAGGGCAGGAGACAAGGCUGGGGGCUAACCCAGCAGGAGGAGGAGGACUGACAGGAGAGAAGGGCUCUGGCUGGUGCUGUGGCCAGGGCUAUCAAGGGAGAGGGGGUGCUUCCUGGGGCUCUGCUUCCUCUCUCUCCAGAACCUGCCUCCAGGGCCCCAGGAAGUGCUUGCAGAAUUGUAGCUUGUACUUGGGGAAGCCGUUUUUGAGAAGAUGGGCAGCACCUCUCUGCAGGGGCCUUGGGGAGGCAGGGCAGAAGGCACAGUGCUCAUCUACAGUGAGGUAUGGGCAGAAUCAGGCAACAGUCUAGCCACAGGGCCCCCCAAAUACAGGAAGACCUUAGAGGGUGUAGGUCCUCCACCCUCUCCAGAGCAGGAGCUGUAGGCCAAGGUGCUUCUGUGUCCCUGCUGCUGGGAUAGGAGGCAGAGGUGCAUCCACCAGGCUGCCAGCAAUGGGGCAGACCCUGACCCCACCUGCCCUCCUGGAGGCCACUACCAAGAAUGCAGAGGAACCCUGUGGGUUGCCAGACUGUCACUGACUCUAUUGUCCUGGCUCUGAUCCUCCUGGUCAUCCUGGCCUCCCUUGUCCCUGUCCUCAGAGCUCACACUUCUCUGCUCAGCCUCCCAAAGCCUGUGGGCUGAGGCCCGUCUGGCUGUGAAUUACCCACUGCUGACUCCCCGUGCACGGUCUUUAAAGCCAGACUACAAUCUCUAGUCACGUGAGCAGUUGUCCCCUGAUGCAAGUAUGGUCCCACCGUGUCCUGGAGCUAACUGGGUAUGACUUAGAGGGGCACCAUGAUUAGAGAGGCGGAAUGGAUCUGCAUCAUGUAUGGGUGGGCUAGCUCCCAGGGAUGGUGACUAGGCCAGGGAUACAGGGAGCCCUGCCUGGGUUCCCACCUCUUUCAGACGUAGCCCACGAUCUGGGUGAAUGUCUGUCUUUUUCUACCUUUUUGCAUUUCCCCUGACCUACCUGGGAACCUCCAAAUAUCUAGAGCCUCUCCAGGGCAGGCAGAUUUCAGAUUUACGUGGAGGAGAUCCACUCUGCCCAGGCCCUCUCCAUCUGGCCUCUGCACUGCCCUGGUGUGAGGCCUUGCAGUGGCCGGGCUGCCUUACAUGCAGGAACUCUGACGACUCCUGCCCCCUACGCCAGGAAUGGCCUCUCUGACUGCAUGGACUGCUCCUCAUUCUCUCACAAACAUGCUAUCUGGGACCAAAGUCACAGUUCCUCUUUUGAGAAGAUGACCCUAGUUUGUGCGCUCAGCUGGGAGAAGGGUGGUGAGAGCCCAGUCUGUUCCUCCCACCUGGCCUGGGCCCCCAGUCCUCCAGCUGAUGUGAGCUCUGAGGACUGAAGAGCCAGUGCUUUGGCAGCAUGGUAUAUGGGUAGCGUGGCUCUCCUCUCCCGCCUCCUCACCACUGCUGUCCAUUGCAGCCCACCACCUUUGCCUCUGGACUCAACAAGAAGAGGUUUACUUGGGAGCAGCUGUGGGCUGGCCCCUGAGCUCCUGCUGUGUGGACACUUGUCACCACAAGUGUGCCUGCCAUCAAUAAGUUGUUAUUUGAAUCUUGUUGUUGAGACAGAGUCCCACCCUCUGCCCCUGAGCAGGGUACAGUGGGCGUGAUAGCUCACUGCAACCUCAGACUCGGGCUGUGGGUAUCCCGCUGCCUAAUCCUCCGGAGCCGCUGGGAUUACAGGUGCUCACUGUGGUGCCCCGCUGGGUUUUUCCAUUUUUUUAUGAGUCGAGGUCUCACUGUCACUCAGGCGAGUCUCAAACUCCUGAGCUCAAGCGAUUCUCCCUCCUCAGCCUCCCACAGUGCUGGGAUUACAGCUAUGAGCCACCACGCCUGGCAUUGUUAUUUGACUGCUCAUAGAGUUUGCAACUUAGAACUGUGUAGAGUUCUUAGAACUUGAAACAGAGUUCACCACUUAGAAUCUUCAAUGCCUCAUCUGCUUUAGGCUGACUGGCCCCAGGAAAAGCCCCCUGAGGGUGGGAUUUUGUUUUUAUUUUUUUUCACUACUGUAUCCCCAGUAUCUACAGUGCCUAGGUGCUCCAUAAGUAUUUCACAAACAAAUGGGACCCCACAUUCUAAAAAUGGAUCAUCACCUACCAAAAACGAACAUGUGUGCAACACUCCAAUGGUUCUUAACCCACUGGAUCUUUAUGAAGUUAUGAAAGCCAUGGGCCCUCUAAAAUGUACAUACAUAUGAAAAGUUGCAUACAAUGUCUCUGCUUCAGCUGUGUGAUCACAGCCCCCAGGAGUGUGGAGGACAAUGUCUACCCCCAAGGCCUGUGAGGUUGGUAAGGAAAGCAAGCUUGUGUGCUUGUGCUGGCACCUUCAUGCACACAGAAGUAUAGGAAAUGCCACUUUGUCUCAGGGUUGGGAAGACAUUGAGGCAAGAAUGGGAAACCAGGAGACUGCUUAGGUGUACUAGCCAAGACAUUGGUCAACAGGUGCAAAGAUGACCUCAGCCAGGGAAUGAGAAAGUAGCCUCAGGACUGAAUCUGGGAGCCAAGCAGAGUGAGGAGUUGUGGGGAAGGAGUUAAACAUGAUCUGGCCAAUUUGGCUUCUGCUCCUAGUUGAGGAGGAAUCUAAAUCUGUUUCUUUGCUAUUUCUAUCUCAUUCCCAAUGCUAUCCAAGAUGUCUGGAAAUGAGUUUUAAGGUCCUGAAGGUGACAGAGUUAAAGGGAUUUAACCAGAAAAACAUCUGUAAGCUUGGUCCCCCCUGAGGCUGGGUAGAAACAGGAAGGAGCAGGGGACUCAUCCCUCAACUUGUCAGAGCCCCUCAUUGUGCAAAGGAAGAAGCCACCAAGACUCCUACAUAUGGCUGCACAGGUUGUGCACUGCACAACCUCAGGGGAUGUCAUUAACUCAGGAUGUGAAUUUGUACUCUUAUUGGAGUGCAAAAUUGAAUAGCUCUCUAAUGGAGGGUCAGUAGAUGGCAAGCAUUCUGAGUCUUACAUGCCUGUAAUUAUCUUUUCUUGCCCUGACGUAUGAAUAAUAGUCUAGAUGCGUAUAGAAUUCUUGCUUCAAACCUAUGUUAACUCAGUUAUUAACGCCUUCUGGCAUCAGACAUUGCUGAUGAGCAGUCUGAUGUUGGUAGCUCCUCAUUUCAUUAUAGGUCAUUUGUAUUUAAUUUUUAGGACUUUGAUUUUCAAAAGUUUAAUCAUGAUUUUUAUAAAGUAUAACUUUAAAAAGUAGCAUCCGUGAGUUCUUUCAAAUCUGAAUUCAUGUCUUUUUAUUUAUUUAUUUUGCAGUUUUUGGCCAGGGCUGGGUUUGAACACCUCCGGCAUAUGGGGCCGGUGCCCUACUCCUUGAGCCACAGGGGCCACCCAAUUCAUGUCUUUUUUAAGCUCGAAGAAAUUACCUGCCAAAGUUAUCAAAAUAUCUCUCCAUUCUCUCUUUCUGAAAUCUGUAUUAAGUGGAUGUAGGGAUCUCUGGAUCAAUGCUCUUUAUCCCUAAACUUUGUGUUUGCACAUUCUAUCUUAUCUUUGUCCUGCAUUGUGUGUGUGUGGGGGGGUGUCUUGGCAUAAUUAUCCAGUUCAUGAAUAAUUUAUCUUUUGGGGGUUUUUUGUUUGACUUUACUAUCACAUUUUCCAUUUUAAGUUCUUCAAUGUCUUUUCUGAAACUACCUAUUUUCAUUGCACAAAUCCUUUAUUCACUCUUCAAACUCUGAUGAUUUAAUAUAUGUAUUUCAAGGCAUUUUUCUGAUUGUUCUAUAAAUGAUUUCCUUGGGGUAGGUUCUUUGUUGCCUCUUUCAUGGACCCUGCCUUCCUUAUAUAUUUGGUGAUUGGUGAUUGUAAUCUUAUCUCUGAGAGAGGUCUAUGCAUGCCCUGGGCUGUGACAGCUCCUGGCCAUGUGUCACUGGUCAUGCAAUGGCAAUGGUGGCCUGCAGGUGGCAGUGUGGGGCCCAGGGAGGAGACUGAAGCUAUGUCAGUGAGGGACUAUCACAGUCUUAAGCGAUCCUGAAGCCUCUGGGUAGCAGCUUUGGCACCGAGCUCACCCAGUAGAGUGGCAGCCCGUGGGUUCACUUGGGCUGCUUAUUCAUCCCCUUCUUUUAGGGCUGCCUGUGAGUUUCUAACUCAUGAAAAGUUUCUCUUUCUUGUUUUGAACCAUGGAUUAUGAAUUUAUUAACCUGUGUUUAUAUCUUUUCCAUUAUUAAUAUGAUUAAUAUGAUGUUUAUGGGGAUGUUAUCCUUUGGAUGUUUUUCUCCUCCAAAUUUCAUGUUGAAAUAUGAUCCAGUGUUGGAGGUAGGGCCUAAUGGGAGGUGUUCGUGUCAUGGGGGCAGAUCCCUCAUAAAUGGAUUCAUGCCUGUCCUGAGUUAGCGGGUGGAGGGAGUUCUCUAUCAGUUCCUACCAGAGUUGUUGGUUAAAAAGAGGCUGGCACUACCCUCUCCCCCACCUUGCUUCUCACCAUGUGAUCUCUGCACAUGGCAGCUUCCCUUUGCCUUCCCCCAUGAGUGGAAGCAGCCUAAACCCUCACCUGAAGCAGAAGCAGGUGCUGGCCCACAGAAUGUGAGCCAAAAAACCUCAUUUCUUUAUAAAUUACACAGCCUUGGGUAUUCCUUUAUCACAGUGGUUCUCAACCUUCCUAAUGCCUCCUAAUGCUGUGACCCUUUAAUACAGUUCCUCAUGUUGUGGUGACCCCCAACCCUAAAAUUAUUUUCAUUGCUACUUCACAACUGUAAUUUGCUACUGUUAUAAAUCAUAAUGUAAAUAUCUGAUAUGCAGGAUGUGUUUUCAUUGUUACAAAGGGGUCGCAACCCACAGGUUGAGAACUGGGGCUUUAUAACAACACAAAUAGACUAAGGGUAUAAAUAGAAUAUUACAAAGGAGAACUUCUGGCUUUAAGCUGAUAGAGGACAGACCAAGAUCCCUCUCAAUCUUUUAAAAAUAUAAGCUGGCUGCUGUAGGUCAGUGGUUAGCACUCUGACCCUGCACACCAGCAAUUGUGGGUUCCAGCCUCAGCUGAGCCUGAUAAACAAAUAGCAACAAAAAAUAGUAACUCUUUUCUGUUAUACAAUUUUCUGAAUUUGUCUUUCUAAGAAAUAAUUUAGGGGAAAUUAUCAAUAUUAUACAUUUAAAAUAUUGAAAGUUUAGAUAUUUUCAGAUUUUAGUCUAUUAAUAUUUGCAUUUUUUUAUUAUUUGUA